AUGUCUUCCGUUGCCAAGCUGGACACUGGUGCUGACGUGGUUUCCGACGCUGCAGACGCACAGCCUGCUGCUCCCGCCUCGCACAACAGUUCCACUAAGCCCCGCACGGCCUCGACUUCGGGCGGUGGCCCGAGCAGGGUGCGCGCCGCCGCCUCCCUGUGGGAGAACAAGAGCUCGAGCUCGCCGGGGACCAAACCACCUGGACGGCCUGCAUCUCCAGGAAGGCUGAAAGGGUCAGGCCGCGUGACGCCGAGCUCGGGCAGAGUAACACCUUCCUCGCGCCCCAUCACCACGCGCUCGAACUCGAGCGGAGGCCGUAUCCCUUCCACGACGUCGCCCAUCUCGACCACUAAACGCACCCCGCUCUCACCCAAGCUCAAUACUAACAACGGGCAGGCUGACGGGUUUGCGCCCAGCUCUUUCAAAUCGACAAACAGCGAGCUCGAAGGCAGCUCGCCUCGCUCAUCCACACCGCCGCCCUCCGUGCCAUCCCCCACGCCGCCCGUGCCGCCCCUUUCUGCUGCUCUUUCGCCUGUGGAAACGGAUAAGAUUGAACUGCCCUUGCGUGAGGCUUCCUCGUCGCCAACCCAAUCUCCAGCCAACACGCUUCAGCUUCCGUCCGUCUCCUUGCCCUCUUUGUCACCGUCCUCCUCCCCUCAAUCUCGAGCAGUUGACUCCACGUCGCCUCCAAACGAAGCCUCAGUCUCGCAUCUCGCGCCUGCACCAGCCAUGCCUUCGCCGGGACUGAGCGCGUCGCCUGGAUCUUCUUGGCGCACCACAAUGACGCAUUUUUUGCAACGUGCGCAGCCGACGUCUACCACCCCUCCUCCCAUCCCUGCGACACUCUCCCGCAACGGCUCUGGCACGGCCCAGACUCUGAGCCGCCUCGACUCGUCCGAUCAGCACCACAUUCGAGAGGCGGAGCAGGAGCCGCUAGGGGAGGGCUUUGAGCGUGUGCGCAACGAGAUGGAGGUCGCAGCGCGUGAGAUCCGUCGGGAGCGUGCAGGACGCGGAAUCUCACAGGGCACAGACGAGAAUGUCGAUUGGACCUUUUGGGGAGCCGUGGUGCAGGAUUAUGAUGCUGUCGCCAAUGAGCGACCCAAGGAGCUGUCGCGCGCCAUUCAGCAGGGCAUUCCCUCGGUCAUACGCGGUCCCAUCUGGCAGCUCAUGAGCGCGAGCAAGAACGCCAACCUCGAGGAGACUUACAAGACGCUGCUCAAGCAGUCGAGCCCAUACGAGAAGAGCAUUCAGAAGGAUAUCAACAGGACCUUCCCGUCGCACAAGUUCUUCCAGGGAGCAAUUGGCCAGGAGGGACUAUUCGUCGUCUGCAAGGCCUACUCCCUAUACGACCCAGAUGUUGGCUACACACAGGGCCUGGCCUUCAUUGUUGCCACACUUUUGCUGAACAUGCCAGACGAGGAGGCGUUCUGUGUCCUUGUCCGCCUGAUGUCAUCGUACAACUUGCGGUCCCACUAUCUGGACAACAUGCCCGGGCUUCAGCUGCGCCUCUUCCAGUUCGACCGCCUUGUCGAAGACGUUCUUCCACUCCUGCACGCGCAUCUUGUUCGCAAGGGCAUCAAGAGUUCGAUGUACGCGUCGCAGUGGCUUAUGACAUUGUUUUCGUACCGAUUUCCCCUGUCUCUGGUUUAUCGCGUAACCGAUAUUGUGUUGGCGGAGGGCACUGAGGCCGUAUUCCGCUUCGCGAUCGCUCUUCUGCGCAAGUGCGAGGACCAGCUGCUCAAGCUUGAGUUCGAGGAGCUGCUAGCCUUCCUCACCGGCGACCUAUACGAGUGCUACCGUGUGGAGUCGGAGGAUGGAGAGGAGCAAUGGCGCAGCAACGACUUCGUCCGCGAUGCCUACGAGACCAGGAUCACUCCACUCAUGCUCGACCAGUACGAGUCGGAGUGGAACGAGAAGUGCCGCAUUCAGACCGAGCAUGUCCGCCAGUUGGAGGCGUACGCGCGUGAGACGGAACAGCUGCGUGGUGCCAAUCGCCACCUUAGCAGCCAAGUCAAGAGUCUUGAGGCGUCGAUCGCGACGAUGAAUCAGGAGCAUGUCGAGCUGGUGCGCCAGCUCGUUCUUGCCAAGAUCGCGAAGGAGGACAUGGAAACGGAGCUCGUCAAGUACAAGGCGAUGUGUGCUGCACUUGCCCAGGGUCGCGAAGACGAUGUCGAUCUUCCCAGCAUCGCAAGCCGGGGGUCGCACUCGUCACUGACGCCGCUGCCGCCGAGCCGUCGGGGAAGCGCAGUGUACUCGCCCGGCUCACACACUCCAAACCUGUCGCCGCCGCGGUCGCCGGCGUCGGGGCUCGCAUCGCUGAGCGCUUCGCCGUCGGGACGCGUCUCGCCCGGCCUUACUGGCCGGGCAGACUAG
This is a messenger RNA of Cutaneotrichosporon oleaginosum, 2373 nucleotides long. RefSeq lists its product as uncharacterized. The record is from RefSeq and is a predicted model, not a curated record. NCBI's taxonomy places the organism in Eukaryota, Fungi, Basidiomycota, Tremellomycetes, Trichosporonales, Trichosporonaceae.